AUGGCAAUCAUUGACACUCUACCAGCUGUCGACGUGUCGGUCCAACUCAACAACUCAUUCAGAUGUGCUGAUGAGUACCCCGAUCCGAACCCCUAUCGCAGAGAGCGGUACCUCGGAGGGGUUGAGCGUGUUGCUCGAAACUAUGUCGAGAGUCAAGAGGGUACCGAGUUCUGUAUCCACGUCAAUGUCAAAGAUGAGCCCUCGAUCGACCCUUGGGUCUACAAUGAACACGGUCUUCUCUUCUUCCUUUACAUUGAUGGAAUCUUCAUGGGCAAGAGAUUCUGUCAAAACAAGGACUUCAACCGAGGUGAUUGGCAGUUCACCUUCUCCUCGAGAAAACAACCCAACGAGGACCGCUCGUCUCUGGUCGAAAGCAGAUUCAAGUUCCAGUCAAUCGUUACUGUCGACGGCGAGCCCACUCACGGCGAUUUCCGCCGAGCCCGCGACCUUGGCAUUAUUGAGGUCAAGGUAAAGCUUGGAAAAGCCUCUGCAAUGACCAACCGCAGACGACGCAAGAACCUCGAGAGAGACUUCCGCGAGCCAGCUGUGGAUUCCUUCCUGAUUCCUGAGGAGGCACUCAAAGGCCGCCCAAUCUACCACGGAACCUCCCACGGGAGCACUCCUCGCGACGUAUACCUUCAAGUACCGAUCGAAGGGCGAGUGAACCGCUGGCACCACAUCGGAAAGCAGUGGACUGACUUGUGUACAGAGGCCUUAAAGAUUGAGGAAAUUAUUCCUCGCACCCCUAGUCCAGAGCCAAUGCCCCAGCGCAGGUCGGUCCGCUUCGACGAACUCAACACCGUUCCGCGUUUCGAGGAUCUACAUCAAUACGAGAUUGAGCGUCUUGCCCGAGAGAGGCUUAGACAGCUGAGAGAUGAGAAACUCCAGACGCCGAGUUUGAAAAAGCGCACGUACGACGACUACUGCGACCUUACCCAGAAUGAUGAGCAGCCGGUGCGGCCUUACAAAAUCAUCAAGAUGAGGAGCGGCCACGAGGCUAUCGAUCUCACGGGCGGCUACUAG
This is a messenger RNA of Colletotrichum higginsianum IMI 349063, 1023 nucleotides long. RefSeq lists its product as uncharacterized. Bases 1 to 1023 code for a protein of 340 amino acids. NCBI's taxonomy places the organism in Eukaryota, Fungi, Ascomycota, Sordariomycetes, Glomerellales, Glomerellaceae. The transcript has 4 exons. The record is from RefSeq and is a predicted model, not a curated record.